CAACCUUUAUUCAGACAUUUUAAAAUACAUUGGCCCCUUUAUGAAUUAAAUGAAAAAUAUUGGACCCUGAAGAUUCACUUGUCACCAUUUAUCAUCCCCGCGAAGCACGAUGGUCGAUGUAGGAAGGGCGUCCGGCUUCCCAUUCCUCUCCGGCGACCAUUCUUCCCGCGUGCAUCCUCCUUCUCCGCCGGACGACGGCGCUCCGUCCUCCUCCUCGCUGUUGCCGGAGCUUUUUAACCUAGACGAACAAGUAUACCAAGUUGCUCGGCAUACUUCUUUCAUAGUUAAAAACAAGCGCUUGGAUUCUGGUCUCAUUGCUCAUGCAAAGCAGAUGAAGCUGAUUUUGCAGUAUGGUGUUGGACUGGAAGGUGUUGAUGUUGAGGCUGCUACCAGACAUGGAAUUAAAGUUGCAAGAAUUCCAGGAAAUGUGACAGGGAACUCUGUAUCAUGUGCUGAACAUGCAAUAUAUCUGAUGUUAGGCCUUUUAAGGAGACAGAAAGAAAUGGAAUCCGCAGUCCAACAAAUGCUAUUGGGACUGCCAGUCAGGGAAACACUUUUUGGUAAAACGGUCCUCAUUCUUGGGUAUGGUAAUAUUGAUGUUGAUCUUGCAUCACGUUUACGAGCAUUUGGUGUCGAAGUUCUGGCAACAAAAUCAAUAACUUAUACGCCAAGUUUGACCCUUGAUGCUGAUGAUGGUUCAGUGGAUAAGAAGGGGGUGCUGGAGAACCUUUAUCAAUUUGCUGGCGAUGCUGACAUAGUUGCUGUUUGCAUGGCACUAAACGAUAAAAUGGUUGGUAUUGCGGACAAGAAAUUUCUCUCAUCAAUGAAAAAGGGUGCUAUUCUGGUCAAUGUUGCUCGUGGUGGUCUCCUAGACUAUGAAGCUGUUAAAUCCUCUCUUGAAUCUGGACAUUUGGGUGGUCUGGGAAUUGACGUUGCAUGGACUGAGCCAUUUCAUCCAGAUGAUCCAAUUCUUAAGCACCCUAAUGUGCUGAUCACACCUUAUAUUGCUGGAGUUACUGAAUAUUCCCACAGAUCUAUGGCAAAGGUUUGA
Molecule: messenger RNA, 1051 nt
Organism: Nymphaea colorata (pocket water lily)
Lineage: Eukaryota; Viridiplantae; Streptophyta; Magnoliopsida; Nymphaeales; Nymphaeaceae
Exons: 8
Coding region: 110-1051 (313 amino acids)
Molecular function (GO): phosphoglycerate dehydrogenase activity; NAD binding
Source: RefSeq, a predicted model, not a curated record